Messenger RNA from Rotaria socialis, 4860 nucleotides. Lineage: Eukaryota; Metazoa; Rotifera; Eurotatoria; Philodinida; Philodinidae. The record is from the annotation of a GenBank genome assembly.
AUGGCUGACUCCGACGGACAAAAAUUAAAAGAUUGUCUCACGAGCCUCAGUGAUGGACUCCGAACGGAAAUCACACGCACCACUAACCUCGAAAGUACCUUCACUAUUCUACAAGCUAAAGUCACUGAACUUGAACAACAUUUCACCGAUCAAGUAAAGACUCUCUCCACUGCUCAUGAACUUAAAUUUCAACACCUGGAUACUGCAAUUCAGCAGCUGGAUACCCAGAUUAAGGAGUCUCAUCUCUCUGUUUCCACACAAAUAUCCGAACUAACCGCUGAACUUCGUGCCACGCUAACUGCUCUUCGUGCUUCUACCCCUAUCACAUCUCCCUCACCACCUUCCAACCAUUCUGCUUCUUCUCGGCCCUGCUUAAUUCCUUCUUCUCCACACGAACCAUCGAUCACACUUCCUCCUAGAACAACUUUCAUUAUUCAACCACCCACUGUUGCCCCAUUUUUCUCUGGCAAAGCCGACGAAAAACCACGCCCCUUUCUUGUACAACUCCAUCAAUAUACGAACUCCUCCUUUGGGUGGGAUAAGGAAAUACUUUUUCAGAAUAUUGGUCAAUUUCUACGAGGCAAUGCUCUCGAAUGGUACACACAAAUUAUCACUAGUAAUAAUCCCCCUACCCACUGGGACGUCUUUCACACUCUCUUCCUAGAACAAUUUAGUUCCCCGUUACGACUCGCUCAGCUCGAACAAGAGUGGCACAAAUGUAUUCAAAAAUCCGAUGAGUCCAUCAAUGACUUUCUAGUCCGUCUACGUAGUCUCUGGUCUGAACACAAACCACAUGAAAUCGAACGCGACCUUGUUCGACAUCUUUUCACUAAAAUUCGUCCUCAAUUGGUACCUCUUAUCGGUGUUCUUAACGCUCAUACACUCGAGAAUUUUCUCACCCGUGCCCGUGAGGCUGAACUUAUUGAUUUUUCUCGCUCUAAAUAUGCUUCCUCAACUCGCUCUAAUCCUGUCCAUAAUACCCGUUCCAAUAUUGUUUGCUAUAAAUGUAACAUCCCGGGACAUCUGGCAUCCCAAUGUACUCGUUCUCAAUUUCCCCCUUACUCACAUAACUCAAAAAACUACUCCAUCUAUAACAUCCUCCCUUCCUCCCAAUUACUACAAGUCAAUGGUACAUUGGAAGGAUAUCCAACUACAUUCACUAUCGAUACUGGUUCGAAUUUAACCGUAAUUAAUGAACAUGCGUUUCAUCGUAUCAACAAUCGACCAUACCCUCUCAUUCCUAUUAAAUCUUCCUCAGUAUCCGUUCGAUGCGCUAAUGGUCAAUUUUUACGCACACAUAGCCUAUUUCAUUUAAAUAUCUCUUUUUCUAAUAAAUCCUUCCUACAUCCUGUCUAUAUCCUUCCUCAAUUACAACACUUUUGCAUUCUCGGUCUCGAUUUUCUUCGUAAAUAUAAUCUUUAUGUCGGAGGCAAUAAUGAUCAAAUCCUCUUUCCGCCAGAAUCAAACGUCAGUUCGGUAUUAACACCUCCAACGCCACCUCCUUACCACGAUGAUCCAAUUCCCCACCAUCCAUCCAACCUCUCAUGUUACUCUUUAGCUGCUGUAGAGUCACACCAUCUACCAUCUUAUCAUUCUAUGGUUAUCCCUGUUCAACCAACGAAGCCAUUCUCCGAAUUCUCUGACACACAAAUUUAUUCUGUUUCAUCACUUCAUGAAAAUCCCCUCGUCGCUAACGGUCUAAUCUCACCUCAAAAGAUGCUUUGUAUUGAAAUUUCCAAUUUUUCUCACCUGUCUAUCGAUAUUCAUCCCAACCAAAAACUAGCCGUCAUGACACUGGAAGAUGCACACCAAUUACAUAGUCUAGAAAAAAUACCUCAUCAACCUACAACUAGAGAAACACAUAUUCCUGAUUUAUCCUAUUCUGAUCUAGAUAAGAAUCAAAAAGCUCAACUUACCACCCUUAUAAACCGUUUUCCGCAUGUUUUCACAGAACAACCAGGUCGUACACAUAUGGCAAAGCAUACCAUCGAACUUCAGCCAGGAACGCAACCAUCCAACAUGCAGCCAUAUCGUCUUCCUCCAUCUAAAAAAGCAAUAGUAGAUAAACAAUUAGACGAAAUGCUCGAAGCCGGUCAAAUUGCUCCCUCUCGUAGCCCAUGGGCAUCACCAAUCGUUUUAUCCCCAAAAAAGGAUGGGUCACUUCGGUUUUGUGUCGACUACCGAAAAUUAAAUGCUAGUACAAUUCGUACCGCUUAUCCUAUGCCCCGUGUCGACGACACCCUGGACUCACUACGAGCAGCUCAAUAUAUAUCAACUCUGGAUCUCCGAUCCGGCUAUUGGCAAGUUGAAAUUGAUCCCGAUAGUAGAGAUAAAACAGCUUUCAUCACUCAUCGAGGUCUAUAUGAAUUUUUAGUUAUGCCUUUCGGACUUUCUAACGCUCCUGCCACAUUUCAACGGUUAAUGGAUAUUGUUCUAGCCGGAAUUAAAUGGCAAUCCUGUCUUGUUUACAUUGAUGAUAUCAUUGUUUUUUCUCCCACUUUUGAGCAACAUAUCCACGAUUUAUCCACUGUUUUUGAUCGUCUUGCUAAUGCUGGUCUUACACUAAAAGCUUCUAAAUGCGAUUUUUGUCGAAGAGAAUUAAAAUAUCUUGGCCACCUAAUUACUGCUGAUGGCAUUAAGCCAGAUCCCGGUCUCGUAGCCUCCGUUCAGUUGUUUCCACAACCUACAAAAAUAAAAGAUAUUCAAUCAUUCUUAGGUUUAACUGGCUACUACCGUAAAUUUAUCAAGGAUUAUGCAAAAAUGGCAGAACCGUUAAUCUCUCAGCUCCGCUCGCAGAAAAAAUCUAAACGUCCACUAAACCAUAUUGAAUGGUCCGAUAAAUGCACUAAAGCAUUCGAGGAAUUAAAAACAGCCCUAACUCAAGCUCCUAUACUACAGACCCCUAACUUCACUGAACCCUUCAUUCUCGAAAUUGAUGCCUGUGACUACGGUCUAGGCGCUAUCCUUAGUCAAGAGUAUGACAAUCAACUAUUCGUUAUAGCGUACGCUAGUCGCACUCAAACCGCAGCUGAAAGAAAUUAUUUUCCUACAGAAAAAGAAGCCUUAGCUAUAUACUGGGCCACUAAACAUUUUAGACCCUAUCUAGAAGGUACAAUGAUUUAUAUUCGAUCAGACUGUCGAGCUUUACAGUGGCUCCUCGAUACCAAAGAUUCCUCUGGACGCCUCGCUCGAUGGGCAAUCAGUUUAUCUGCAUUUAACAUCGUUGAUAUCAAGUAUAAACCAGGGAAAAUAAAUACAAACUGCGAUACUCUAUCCCGAUACCCCCUUUCCCCACAUCUUACCCUAUUAAAUACUACAUCUUCACCACCAUUGUUGAAUCUUUGGGAUAAUUGUACACUUCUUGACGAUAUUCGCACAGAACAAUACAAUGACGCUCGACUCAAACCCAUUGUUGAUAUAUUAUCCAAUCCUACUCAUCCCCUCCAUCACAAAUUUCAUCCUCCCUUUACUCUCAUUAAUGGCAUCCUCUAUAGAUAUCGCUCUCCGUCAAAUAAUACUCAUCAACGACUCGCUGGAAUGCAACAUCUUUUAGUUAUCCCUAAGUCUUUACAAUCACAGAUUCUAUCUUGGACUCAUGAUCAUCCUACUGCAGGGCAUGGUGGUCGUGAAAAAACUCUCUACCGUCUAACAAAUCGUGUCUAUUGGAACACUAUGCGUCAGGACCUUAUUCAAUAUAUAAGAAGUUGUCCCUCCUGUCAAAAAUAUAAAUAUAUUAACCAGUCACUUAACGCUCCAUUACAAAUGCACAUCGUUCAAGAGCCAUGGCAUACCAUUGGAGUAGACAUCAUGGGACCGUUCCCUGUCACCCAGCGACAGAAACAAUAUUUACUUGUUGUAGUAGAUUAUUUUACACGCUGGGUGGAAUUGUUCCCUCUUAGAACAACCACCUCCUCAGAUAUAGCACAUAUAUUAGUUAAUGAGAUUAUCUGUCGUUGGGGUUGUCCUACUUAUAUUCUUUCCGAUAACGGUCCACAAUUUGUCUCUGAAUUAUUCACUAACAUUUGUUCCUCACUCGGCAUUAGAAAUAAAACCACAUCCAAUUAUCAUCCUCAAACAAAUAUGACUGAAAGAAUGAAUCGUAAUCUUAAGCCAAUGAUAGCACAAUAUGCUCAAGAGAAUGCACACUCUUGGGACCGACAUCUAUCAAAAUUGGCGCUGUCUAUUCGUACAUCCGUCAAUGAAACAACAGGAGAUACACCAGCAUAUCUAAAUUUUGGACGGGAUCCUAAAUUGCCACUUGAUUUACUCAUCACUAACCCUGGCAACAAUGAACCCCUAUUACCAACAUCUAUAUCAACCGAAGUUGACACGUAUAAACAGUAUCUUCGUAAGGAUUUGCUCACAGCUCACCGUAUCGCUCAAGAACACAAUGAAGUUCGUAAAAUGCAACAGAAACAUAAAUAUGAUCAACAUAGUUCUAACCGUUCCUUUAAAGAAGGUCAACUCGUUUGGGUUUCUAUACCUUCAGUGCUGAAACAUGGAAAACUUGAUCCCCUAUACCAAGGACCUUGUCGUAUUGUUCAAGUCCUUAGUCCUUCCUCUUUUAUCAUCCACCGCCUUUCCGAUGGAGUGAAUUUAGGAGCGACCAACAUAGAUCGCCUUAAACUUUUUUACUCGCCGAAUAGGCAACGUGACACGCUUCAAAGAAAUACAAACGGUCCCCAUUCGGUUACACCGCUCCAACCACUAAUGAGUGUUAAUGUGAAUGUCGUCAACAACACGACCGCUCCACACAUUCCUCUUAAUAAUAAUCUCGCCCCUCCUCCUUCUCUCAUUCAUUCACAGAGAUAUCAACGUCCAGUACGUACACGUAAACAACCGAAUCGCUUGAAUUUAUAA